Blepharisma stoltei is the source of this 3432-nucleotide messenger RNA. NCBI's taxonomy places the organism in Eukaryota, Ciliophora, Heterotrichea, Heterotrichida, Blepharismidae. The record is from the annotation of a GenBank genome assembly.
AUGGCCGAAGUUUCUGAUUCAAAUACAAAGCGCAUUCUUUAUGUCAAUGGUUUUGAACUCAACCAAAUCCAUGAUUUCCAGUCAAACUAUGUAAGCACGACCAAAUACAACCUAGUGACCUUUUUCCCACUGAGUCUUUUGGAACAAUAUAAAAGACUUCCAAAUGUGUAUUUCCUCAUCAUUGUAAUUCUUCAAUCGAUUCCUCAAAUUACUCCUUUAAGGUCUUGAUCAGGCUUGGUAGCAGUUGUUUUUAUUUUGGCAGUUAGUAUGAUUAGAGAAGGGUUUGAAGACUACUUGAGGUAUAAAUCAGACAAAGAAACGAACUCAGCUAAGACUAUGAUUUACCGGAAUGGGAAAUUUGAAGAAGCCACCUUUAAAGAAGUGCAAGUGGGGAAUGUAGUUUUAGUGCAGAAAGAUGAAGCUUUUCCAUGCGACCUAGUAAUGCUUUCUUCUUCGGCUGAUAAUGGAAUCGCCUAUAUUGAAACGUCAAGCCUUGAUGGAGAAAAAACUUUAAAGCCGAGGCAAGCGGUCAUUGCUACAAUGAAUGACACGAGAAAGGACGAUAUAAUUAGGAUUUUUUCACUUAUUGAGUGUGAGCAUCCCAAUGCAAGGCUUUACCACUUUUCAGGGUCUUUGGAGUACAAUGAUAAAAAGCAGCCUCUAGACAAAAACAACUUACUGCUAGCAGGAGCGUUUCUGAGAAACACUGCAUGGAUAGUUGGAGCAGCUGUCUACACUGGAAAAGAGACAAAAUUAAGGCAAAACCUCAUGUCGAGAAAAUCAAAGCAGAGCUUUAUUGAAAGAAAGACUAAUCAAUAUAUUGUAGGCAUUUUGGCAGCCCAGACUGGAUUUUGUGUUAUUAUGGCUAUUUUAUAUGGAGUGUGGAGCUAUCAAGAAUACGAUGACCACUACUACUUGUCAGAUCCUGACUACAGCGCAGGUCUUCAAGGCUUCUUGAACUAUUUUACUUACUUUUUACUUUUAAAUACUAUGCUUCCAAUUUCAUUAAUUGUCUCCUUGGAAAUUAUAAAAAUUGCACAAGGAUUCUUUAUGCAGCAAGAUCUGGAGAUGUACAGUACUAUCAGAGACCGCCCCUGCCACGUAUCUGCAUUCUCGUUAAAUGAAGAGCUUGGAAUGAUUGAGCAUAUUUUUUCUGAUAAAACCGGCACUUUGACAUCUAACAGGAUGCAAUUCAAGCUGUGCACUGUGGGGAAUAAAAUGUAUGGAGAGAAGCAAUUCUUAAUCAGUCGACAAUACAGCUCAAAAGUGACUAGACAAACCAAAGAAAUUAUUUUUACAUUUAAGGUUGAAGAAAUAGAGAAUGAUUUAUAUGGAAAGGAUGGAGACGCUCCAUUGAGCUCUCCGGUGGUUAUGGAGAUGUCUUAUGGAAAAGAAGGACUUUAUAGCCAGAAAGAGCUGCUUGACCAAUUUGUCAAGUGUAUGUCGAUUUGCCACGAAUGCUUAAUUGAAGAAAAUGAAAAUAAAGAAAGCAAUUAUAUAGGCCAAAGUCCAGAUGAAAUCGUACUCGUUGAUUUCGCUGCACAUAUAGGCUACAAGUAUGAUAAGCUAAAAGCAGGAAUUAUGGAUAUAAAGAGACUUCACUUUGGCAUGGAAGAUCAAUGCGAUUUACUACGGUUUGAAAAAUGUGCUACGCUGGAAUUCAAUUCUGACAGAAAAAGAAACUCGGUUAUAGUUAAAGAUUUGCAGACCAAUAAAAUGAUUCUUUACACAAAAGGUGCAGAUAGCGAGAUAAAGAAGCGUUUAUCUCAGGAAAAUCUUAAAGCUUAUCUUGAUAAGGUUUCUAAUGAUUUACAGACAUAUUCAGAAAGAGGAUACCGUACACUGAUGUUUACGUAUAAAAUAUUAGAGGAAGCAAACUAUAUAGAGUGAAAGCGACGAUUUGAUGAAGCAAGCACUUCAAUUGAAGGAAGAGAAGAAAGAAUUGAUAAGCUUGCAGAAGAAAUUGAGCAAGAUUUAUUCUUAUUAGGCUGCACUGCUGUUGAAGAUUCUCUGCAAGAUGAUGUCCCUCAAACUAUACAAGCACUUCUUUCAGCUGGAAUCAACGUUUGAAUGCUAACUGGUGAUAAGCUAGAAACUGCUGAAAAUAUUGGCAAAACCUGCUCAUUAGUUGAUGAGAACAUGAUUGUCGAAAGAUGUCCAGGAAAUUUAUCUUUAGACGAUUGCUUAGAAUGCAUGAGAUAUAUAAACAGCAGAUUUGAAAGUGAGAAAAAAGACAAGCCCGCAGCUUUAUUAAUAGAAGGUGGAGCGUUAGAAAAGGUGUUAUUCGAUGAAGGGGAUCCCAUUAAAAUAACAAAAUACCCAGAGCUCUCAAAAAGCCAGGUUACGCUUCAAAAAGCCAGAGAAAUAAAGCAGCUGUUUUUAAAAAUGGCACUGGUAUGCAAAACUGUUAUUUGCUGUAGAGUAACACCUGGAGAAAAACGAGAAAUCGUGAAACUUAUGAAAGAUAAUACUGGAAUAAAAACACUUGCGGUAGGAGAUGGUGCUAAUGAUGUUUCAAUGAUUUUGGAAGCCCACAUAGGGGUAGGAAUUUAUGGAGAAGAAGGAAUGCAAGCUGUACAGGCGAGCGAUUAUUCUAUUGGGGAGUUUAAAUUUCUAUGAGAGUUGCUUCUUGUCCAUGGGAGAUUUAACUAUAUAAGGCAAAGUGAGAUGAUUAUGUAUUUUUUCUAUAAAAACUUAGUCUUUACUAUGCCUCACUUUUUCUUUGGGUUUUAUUGUGCAUACAGUGGACAAGCAUUUUAUGAUGACUGAUAUAUCACGUUUUAUAAUCUGAUUUUUACUGCGCUGCCUCUGCUAAUGAGAGCUCUUUUCGAAAGAGACAUAGAAAUCCCAAAAAGAUCAGAAGUGGGACAAACAGCUCAAACUAAAAAAGAUUUAUUAAGACACCUCAUUCCAAAAGUAUAUGAAGUUGGGAGAGAUAAUCGGAUAUUUACUCCUUUCCACUUUUGGACAUGAAAUUUAAUGGGUUAUAUUCACGCAGUUGCUGUUUUCUUUAUCCCUCUAUAUGCAAGUGAAGAAGGCAUUAUGAAUAGCAGAGGCUAUAAUUAUAGCCAGUGGGGUCUAUCUGUGACUUCUUUUUCUUGCAUUAUUUUUGUUGUUAAUUUUAAGCUUGGUCUUCACACAAAACUAUGGUCCAUUUAUCAUUAUAUUGCAAUUCUAGGGACAAGCAUACUCUGCUAUUUCAUUUUUAUUGUAGUUUAUGACCCAUUUACUACUCUUCCAACUGCAAAAACGCUUUAUCAGAUGCUCACCACACAAUAUUACUAUGUUUGCAUUUUAGUUGCAAUUGGCUUUGUUUUUACAUUAGAUUAUGGAGUUCAAAUAUUAAAAAAAGUUCUUUGGCCUUCAGUUUCAGAUAAAAUCAUGAAAUUCUCAAUACAAAUUCGAAAAGAGCAAGAAAAAGACAAUGAUUAG